GUACGACAGACCUAUUAUUAAUAACUGAAGAGGAGACCCAUAAGACAGAAUUUAGCCUAAAGCAGGGCUCGAACUCGCGUCUGAGAGUGAAAAACGUUCACCCGGCAUCAGGCCCCAGCGAGGAUCGAACUCGCGACCCCUGGUUUACAAGACCAGUGCUCUAACCACUGAGCUAUGGAGCCUGUUCCGUUAAAAUCAGCUGUGCAAAAAGAAUUUGAAGCUGUCAAACCUGAUACCGAAAUGCUGACGUAGUUCAUACACAAGAGAACUUCACUAACCCCUGACUGACUUAUCGUUUCACAGUACAGUCUCUGUAACUUUCCUCGCCAGAAUGGCAGUUUUCCGUGUCUUUUUAAGCUGGACUGCUCAGGCGCUUUUAGUUCUUCUCUUUCUGGUUUUCAUCGCUUUUCUCGGGUAUUGUCUGUAUAUUAAAUACAUUCAUAUGAAAUAUGACCACAUACCUGGGCCACCGAGAAACAGCUUUUUCUUCGGACAUUCACCAACGUUUUUGAGGAUAAUGAAAAAUGGAGGAAAUAUACACGAUCAAUUUCUGGAAUGGUCCGAGACUUACGGAGCUGUUUACAGGAUAAAUGCUCUGCAUUUCGUUUUAAUCGGCACUACCUGUCCAGCCACGACCAAGGAAAUCUUGAUGUCCCCAAAGUACCCCAAAGAUAAAUUUCUCUACAAGCGACUCUUCAGCUUGUUUGGUCAAAGGUUCUUAGGCAAUGGCCUGGUAACAGCACUGGACCAUGAGCAGUGGUAUAAACAACGCCGGAUCAUGGACCCCGCCUUCAGCAGCUUGUAUCUGAGAGGUCUAAUGGGCACCUUCAAUGAGACGGCAGAGAAACUGAUGAGUAAACUUUCAGAGAUUGCUGAUGAAAAAACAGAGGCCAAAAUGCUCAAACUUGUCAACUGUGUCACCCUAGAUGUUAUUACCAAGGUUGCUUUUGGUGUGGAUUUAGAACUGCUGAAGAAUAAUAAUGAUUCACUUUUCCCUAAAGCCAUUGAGACGUGUCUGAAAGGGAUGGUGCACUAUGUCCGAGACAACUUAUUUGAGUUCAACCCAAAGAACAGACCGUUUAUUAAUGAAGUGAAGGAAGCGUGCCACCUGCUGCGCACAACUGGAGCUCAGUGGAUCCAGGAAAGGAAGACUGCCAUGCAAAACGGCGAUGACGUCCCCAAGGACAUUCUCACACAAAUCAUCAAAACUGCUGGCAAAGAGGAAAGCAUGACUAAAGAAGAUGAAGAGUUAAUGUUGGACAAUUUUGUGACCUUCUUCAUUGCUGGGCAAGAAACAACAGCUAAUCAACUCGCUUUUUGCAUCAUGGAACUUGCAAGACACCCGGAUAUACUGGAGAAAGUGAAGAAAGAGGUGGAUGAUGUCAUUGGGAUGAAACAUGACAUAACCUAUGACGAUCUUGGGAAACUGAUUUACCUCACACAGGUGCUAAAAGAGACCCUGAGGAUUUACCCGACAGCUCCAGGCACGUCUCGUGAUGUACAUGAAGACCUCAUCAUUGAUGGUAUCCGGAUACCUGGAGGAUUCACCUGUUUUCUGAGCUCCUACGUGACUGGGAGAAUGGACAAAUUCUUCAAGGACCCGCUAACAUUUGAUCCAGACCGAUUUCACCCAGAUGCUCCCAAGCCUUAUUUCUGUUACUACCCCUUUGCCCUUGGCCCACGCUCAUGCCUGGGACAGAACUUUGCUCAGAUGGAGGCUAAAGUGGUAAUGGCCAAGUUGCUCCAGAGGUUCGACUUCACCCUGAUUCCAGGACAGACCUUUGGCAUCCUGGACACUGCCACUCUCAGGCCAGACGGUGGGGUGGUGUGCUUGGUCAAACACAGAAAUCACACACAAUAAAAUAAUAAAGAUAAUAAAAUAAAUGGUCAUAUAGUACCACAAAAUGAGAAGAAACUGUAACAGUACCUGUGGUGAAAUUAGGUUGUUGGUUUCUUUAUUCUAGCUUAAUGUUUGCAGCACUGUACUUCUGUCCUUUGUAAAGAAAAUAGUCUGUGCAAUACAUGUUUUAAAGGAAUACACAAUAUAUUCAAAUGAAAUUAUGACGAUUAUGAAUUUAAACUUGCAGCUCUUUAGCUCUCUGUGAUUUCUCUUCUAUACUCACUGAGCCAAGAAACCUGUUUUGUGUCUUUAACACUUAUAUUAAAAUGCUGUUUAUCCUAUUUUUACACAAAUGAAAAAAAAACUGAUUAAAAUGUAUCAACUAUCAUAGGCACUUUUACUGAUGCAGAGGAACUUUUAUACUGUGUUUGUUUUGCACUUUAAUAUGAUGAUGAUUAAUAUAAUGCCUAAAAGACUUGAUUUUAUUUCUUGCUCAGUGUGCAGUGCAGUGAUUCUUAUCUACUCAACCUGUUGUGUUUUUUGUGUAUUACUGACAGUGUACACAGGGUGGCGCUAUGACUUUGUAAAGAAAUCUCCAAGGCACCUGUUAAAUUACUGCUGUUUUGAGGAUCAAAAGUUGUUAUUCACCUCAGCAUUCUUGAUCAUAUCAGGCAUCAUAUUCUGUUGUAAGAAAAGGAUAUUAAGAGGUGAAUUUAUGGGGUUUUCCUUUUGAAACAAUUAGUACAAUUAGAAGUUUACAAAUACAUGUCUAACUGUAAGAGUUUAUGAAUAUGAAAAGCCAAAUAUAGCACUCUAAACUGCAUUAAUGUGUGUUUUAUAAAUGUAAUAAUGGAAUGUUUUAAAGAUAAAUGUCCUAACUAUAAUCUAAUGCACUUUAAAUAUUAAUUUGAAUGAUUAAAUACAAUUUUUCCAGUG
This is a messenger RNA of Thunnus maccoyii (southern bluefin tuna), 2776 nucleotides long. Its product is annotated as cholesterol 24-hydroxylase-like. Lineage: Eukaryota; Metazoa; Chordata; Actinopteri; Scombriformes; Scombridae. Gene Ontology annotation, biological process: cholesterol catabolic process. The transcript has 15 exons. The record is from RefSeq and is a predicted model, not a curated record. Bases 332 to 1861 code for a protein of 509 amino acids. Gene Ontology annotation, molecular function: iron ion binding; heme binding; cholesterol 24-hydroxylase activity.